AUGGGGAGCGCCGAGUUGCUGCCACUCCCGUACUGGCAAGUCAACGUGCCCCCCUCCGAACGCACCGAUGAAUGUCCCGUCUUCCUCCGGGAUCUGAAGCCCACCGCGCUCAUAAACCACCCCCUUUCCAACCCAAUCUCCCAACCCCAACCCCUAACCCCAAACCCCAAAUCCAAAUCCACCAAAACAACCAAAAAAUCACGCUCACCUCCCCUCCCCCAAACAGAAGACAUCCUCAUCCUCUCCACCCCCGACUCCCAAUACCAGCGCCUCACCUGGCCCCAAGUCCAAUCCAUCACCGCCUCCAACGCCCUCGCCGCCUUCCAGCGCGUCCCGUCCGACCUCCGCCGCUACCUGGCCUACAGCCACGCCCUGCGGCAGACCCAUGGCAGCGUCAUGAACUUUGUGGUCCGCGAGCGCCUAGGCUGGGCCUUGCCCGUCGUGGCCGAGGGCGGCGGCGGCGGCGUCGCGCCGUUCGAGAGGGAGGGCGACGUGAAGAUCUUGUGGAAUGAUUGGCCGUACGGGGUUGAUGAGAGGAUUGUGCAUUUGUAG
Messenger RNA from Drepanopeziza brunnea f. sp. 'multigermtubi' MB_m1, 552 nucleotides. Lineage: Eukaryota; Fungi; Ascomycota; Leotiomycetes; Helotiales; Drepanopezizaceae. The record is from RefSeq and is a predicted model, not a curated record.